UUCUUUUUAAUAACGCUGGAUCGGAUAAUAAUUCAAUCAUACUGAAAGUUAUUGUCAAAGUGAACAGUUCACGUUAUUAAAGUGCCAAAAUGAAAUCGUUUGUUGCCUUCACUGCUUUGUGCGCAGUAAUUGCUUGCGUUAACUCCGCACCCCAUGGUGGACAAUAUGGCAGUGGAUCGAUGUCAACUUCUCAAUCAUCAGCAACUUCACAAAGCAGCAAUAAUAAUUUUGGCCAAAACAGUUUAUCUAGUUCGGGCGCAUCAGCCAGCGCUGGCUCACAAACCGGCACUAGUAACGGUGGUUUAGGCGAAUUCAGUUCAUCUGGUUCAAAUGCAAAUGCUUUAUCCUCAACUCAAAACUUCAAUCAAGGUUUCGGUCCAGGUUUCAGUGGUCAACCAGGUUUCGGCGGAGGAUUCAGUAGUAGUACCUCGAAUGCAGCAUCAGGUGCUCACACACAAACUGAAAACGCAGGUGGACACAUUCAACCAGGAUACGGUGUAGGUUUCGGUCCAGGUAUCGGUGGAGGAUUCGGUGGCUCAGGAUUCGGUGGCCCAGGUUUCGGUGGCCCAGGAUUCGGUGGCCCAGGAUUCAGUGGUCCAGGUUUUGGUAAUAGUCAAAGUAAUUCAGCAGCAAAUGCACAAUCUCAAACAGCCGGAUUAGUUCAUUAGGUGGUGGUUUCGGUGGUUAACAAAGUGCCUCAAAUGCAGACUGCUGCCAACACACAUUUAACAAACAAGCUGUUUAUUAAGUCCCAAAAAAAAAGAAAAGCUUAAAUUCUAAAAACAAUAAAACACAAAUACACAAUU
Contarinia nasturtii (swede midge) is the source of this 806-nucleotide messenger RNA. RefSeq names its product glycine, alanine and asparagine-rich protein-like. Bases 90 to 668 code for a protein of 192 amino acids. The record is from RefSeq and is a predicted model, not a curated record. NCBI's taxonomy places the organism in Eukaryota, Metazoa, Arthropoda, Insecta, Diptera, Cecidomyiidae. The transcript is spliced from 6 exons.